AUGUUUUUUUCUGUCACUUUUUGUGUGUAUGUUUCUCUCUGUCACUUUCUGUGUGUGUGUGUUUCUCUCUGUCACUUUUUCUCUCCGUGUGUUUCUCUCUCUCUCCCUCCGUCUCUCUCUCUCUCUCUCUCUCUCUCGACUUUAAGCCGGGAUCUCUCUCUCUCUCUCUCUCUCUCUCUCUCUCUCUCUCCUUCGCUCUUUUCUUUCUUACUCCCUCCCUUCUCUCUAAUCUCUUUUAUUUAUUUUUUUAAAUUUGCCUCACUUGGUAUAGCAGAAGACCAAAUAACUCUAAGUCGCCACUUGUUCUCUCUUAUCUUCCCCCUCUUUUUCUCUUGUGUCUUUCUUCUUUUCUACUCUUGCCUACUCUCUCCUUUCUUGCCUUCCCUCUACUCUUUUCUCUUGCCUUCCCUCUCCUCUCCUUUCCUCUUCUCUCUUGCCUUCCCUCUCCUUGUCUCUCUUGCAUUCCUUCUUCUCUUCUCUUCUCUCUUGCCUUCCCUCUCCUCUACUCUUUUCUCUUGCCUCUCCUUGUCUCUCUUGCGUUCCCUCUCCUCUCCUUGUCUCUCUUGCGUUCCCUCUCCUCUCCUUGUCUCUCUUGCGUUCCCUCUCCUCUCCUUGUCUCUCUUGCGUUCCCUCUCCUCUCCUUGUCUCUCUUGCGUUCCUCUCCUCUCCUUGUCUCUCUUGGUGUUCCUCUCCUCUCCUUGUCUCUGCCUUGCCCUCCUCCUCUCCUUGUCUCUCUUUGCGUCCCUCUCCUCUCCUUGUCUCUCUUGCGUUCCCUCUCCUCUCCUUGUCUCUCUUGGGUCCUUCACCUUCUUCUCUUCUCUUGCCUUCCCUCUCCUUGUCUCUCUUGCAUUCCUUCUUCUCUUCUCUUUUCUCUUGCCCUCCCUCUCCUCUACUCUACUCUUUUCUCUUGCCUCUCUUUUCUCUUGCCUCUCUUUUCUCUUGCCCUCCCUCUCCUCUACUCUACUCUUUUCUCUUGCCUCUCUUUUCUCUUGCCCUCCCUCUCCUCUAUACUCUUUUCUCUUGCGUUCCCUCUCCUCUCCUUGUCUCUCUUGCGUUCCCUCUCCUCUCCUUGUCUCUCUUGCGUUCCCUCUCCUCUCUUUGUCUCUCUUGCGUUCCCUCUCCUCUCUUUGUCUCUCUUGCGUUCCCUCUCCUCUCCUUGUCUCUCUUGCGUUCCCUCUCCUCUCUCUUGCGUUCCCUCUCCUCUCCUUUCCCCUUCUCUCUUGCCUUCCCUCUCCGUGUAAUCCACGUGACCGACUUCGUAACGCAAUCGACAGGCGUGUUGUGUUCAGUGUCUGCCCGCGAAAAUUGCCCUCACCUCAAGAACAACCAAAAAAGUAA
This is a messenger RNA of Acanthosepion pharaonis, 1338 nucleotides long. The record is from the annotation of a GenBank genome assembly. NCBI's taxonomy places the organism in Eukaryota, Metazoa, Mollusca, Cephalopoda, Sepiida, Sepiidae.